AUGGUGUUGGUGAACUUGUCGCUGACGACCACCUGGUCCGCCGACAUGCCAACAUUUUCACGGGCCAGGCACGCCAGCGGCCAGCGUGUGGUGGAGGCGUCCGGGCGCGUGUCGCAUGUCCAGGAGCUAGCUACCCACCGGAUAGACCUCAAGGGCAUCAUGAGGACCUUGCUUGUCGCCGCCGCCGCCGCGGCCCUCAUCCUGUCCGCCGCCGCCGGCGCGCUCGGCGUCGCGCCGGCCGACACCGUGGCCGACUCGUGCCACGCGAUCAGCGACUUCGUGGACAUGGACUUCUGCACGUCCCGGCUGCGGUCCGUGCCGGGGGCGGCCGCCGCGGACCGGUUCGGCCACCUCCUGAUGGCCACGGACCUCGCCGUGGCGAGCGGCGCCAAGGCGCAGGACCUCGCGGCGGCGGCGGCGCGCGACGAUGGCAGCGUCGUCGUCGACCCGGGCGAGCGGGACGCGAUGCAGGCGUGCGCGUUCCUGUACGGCGCGGCGUCCGUGCCGGGGCUGCGGCUCCUCCGCCAGUACGCGGCGGCGCGGAACUGGGCCCCCGCCCACGCGCUGGUGAUGCUCACCAUGGACGCCGGCGACGGGUGCGACGCCGCCGUCGGGGGAUCUAAUGGCAGGAUGGCCGGGCCGAACCACGAGUUCGACCAGCUUAGCGCCAUGGUCACCGCGCUGCUCAACAGCAUCAACUUGUACGAUGAGUAGCCGGCCGGCCGGCCGGCGGCGGGCCAUUCCCAUGUAUUCAUGCAUGCUGCAUGCGCGCGCACGGUGGUGAGGGGGAGGCCGGA
Messenger RNA from Sorghum bicolor (sorghum), 797 nucleotides. RefSeq lists its product as uncharacterized. The transcript is spliced from 2 exons. Bases 1 to 714 code for a protein of 237 amino acids. The record is from RefSeq and is a predicted model, not a curated record. Lineage: Eukaryota; Viridiplantae; Streptophyta; Magnoliopsida; Poales; Poaceae. Gene Ontology annotation, molecular function: enzyme inhibitor activity.